ACUAGUGAGUGAAAGCUCAGGGGCAUUUAUAAGCACUGCCCUCCACAUUCCACACGGAUUGACCCUCCUCACCGUGCCUCGCAUUCCUCACAUCCCGGGUUUAAUCUCUUUUUUUUUUUUGUCAGAAUAAAGGCUGUCUGUCAUGUCCCCCAUGGCUGCACAGAACACCUCCAUCUGAAACUGCAGAGGACGCGGCUCUUCCAAGUACAUAUUUAUGGAAUGAAUCCAGAUCUCUCAGCCAUAAUGUCAGGGAAAUCAGAUGGGAAAAAGAAGUGGGCGGCGGUCAGGGGUCGUCUGGGCUCCUCGCAGGACUCGGAUACCCAGCAGGAGGCCAACCUGGAGAGUGCUGAUCCAGAGCUGUGCAUCAGACUGCUGCAGGUUCCCACUGUGGUCAACUAUUCUGGGCUCAAGCGUCGACUGGAAGGCAGCGACCAAACAUGGAUGGUGCAGUUCUUGGAGCUGAGUGGGUUGGAUCUCCUCCUCGAGGCCCUGGACCGACUCUCUGGACGGGGAUGCUCGCGGAUUGCAGACGCUCUUCUGCAGCUCACCUGUGUCAGCUGUGUCAGAGCGGUCAUGAACUCCUCAGCAGGGAUCCACUUCAUUGUGGAGAAUGAAGGAUAUAUUCGGAAACUCUCCCAAGCCUUGGAUACUUCCAACACCAUGGUGAAGAAGCAGGUUUUUGAGUUACUUGCUGCUCUUAGUGUGUUUUCAUCAGAUGGCCAUCGCCUGGCUCUGGAUGCACUGGACCACUACAAGGGUGUGAAGAUGCAGCAGUAUCGCUUCAGUGUGAUCAUGAACGAGCUUCACUCGACAGAUAACGUCCCUUAUAUGGUUACACUCCUCAGUGUCAUCAAUGCCAUCAUCUUUGGAACAGAUGACCUCAGACAGAGAGAUAGGAUGAGGAAGGAGUUCAUCGGGCUUCAGUUACUUGAUACUCUGCCAAAAUUAAGGGAACAGGAAGACGAAGAUUUGAUUAUUCAAUGUGAAGCCUUUGAAGAAGCAAUGGCUGAGGAUGAGGAGGAGCUUCUUCGAGUAUAUGGGGGCAUUGAUAUGAGUAAUCACCUGGAGGUCUUUACUACACUUUUUAACAAGGUGAGCAGCUCUCCAGCUUCUCUGCAGCUGCUGUCGAUCCUACAGACAUUGUUGGUGCUGGGGCCGAGCCGCACGGAUAUAUGGCUGGCUAUGGAGGCCAUCACAAACAGAGCCAUACUGCUGGCUGAGGACUCCCAGAUGGAGUCCUCUGAGAAGAUCAUGCAGCGACUGAUGUUCUCCAAACGUAAGGGCUAUGAAGGUCACCAUGAAGUGGAUGGGCUGGUAGUCAAAGUGGAUAAAGCCGUACAGACUGAUCCAGAUCAUCAGGACAAAGAUGAGCCAGAGAGAAUAACGGCAUCUCCUCAGAAACCACCUUGUGCCUCUCCCCCACCUCCACCUCCACCUCCUCCCCCACCCCCUCCUCCUCUUCCACCCCAGAGUAUGACUAACCAGGGACCACCUCCACCACCUCCGCCGCCUCCUCCUCCCCUUCCUGGAGGCUUUGGUGGACCUCCACCUCCUCCACCAUUGCCUGGAGCCCCACUGCCACCUCCAGGCAUGCCUCCACCACCACCGCCACCACCAUUCCCAGGGAUGGGCAUUGGACCACCACCACCACCUCCGCCACUACCGGGCAUGCCUCCUCCACCUCCUCCUCCCCCAGGAAUGAUAAUGGCUCACAGCGCCCAGUCUCUGGGAUGUGGUGCACCUGCAAUGAUGCUCACUCGCAGAUGCCCCACAUUACGGAUGAAGAAGCUCAACUGGCAGAAACUCCGCGCUGUUACUGAUGGUCACUCAAUGUGGGCUUCGGUUCAGAAAGAGCCGCCUCCUCCAGAGCCGGACUACAGCAGUAUUGAGCAGCUGUUCUGUCUCCCAGUGACCGAGCACAAAGACAAGGGGGCAGCUGCUCCUGUCAAGAAGGAGCCUAAAGAGAUUACAUUCAUCGAUGCAAAGAAAAACUUGAAUUUGAACAUAUUUCUAAAGCAGUUCAAAUGCUCAAAUGACGAUUUUGUAGCCAUGAUUCGCAAUGGAGAUCGUACCAAGUUUGACGUAGAGGUGCUAAAACAGCUCCUGAAGCUCCUUCCAGAGAAGCAUGAGAUUGAGAAUUUGAAGUCCUUCCAAGGAGAAAAAGACAAACUGGCAAAUGUUGACCGCUUCUACACCUCCCUCCUCACUGUGCCGUGUUAUCAGCUGAGGAUUGACUGCAUGUUGUUGUGUGAGGAGACGACAUCAGUGCUGGACAUGCUCAAUCCUAAAGUGAAACUGGUGGAAGAGGCUUGUGAGUCCCUCAGAGCAAGCACGCUCAUGCCCAGUUUCUGCAGGCUCAUCCUGGAUGUGGGAAAUUUUCUCAACUAUGGAAGUCAUACAGGGAAUGCAGAAGGGUUUAGGAUCAGCUCACUCCUCAAGCUCACAGAGACUAAGGCCAACAAGAGCCGCAUUACGCUGCUUCAUCACAUCCUGGAGGAAGCAGAGGCGAACCACCCGGAGCUCUUGGCACUGCCCGACGAUAUAGAGAUCUGUGAAAAAGCAGCAGGAGUUCAUCUGGAUUCUGUUCAGUCUGAGGCCAAUGCUCUACUGAAGAGACUAAAUGAGACAGCCAAGAAAGUCUCCAACUCUCUGGAGGAGGUGAAGGAGCAGUAUGCAAAUAUUAUUGAGGAAAAUCAAAAAGCCUGCCAAGUCUUAAGUGAAAGGUUCUCUGAGAUUCAGAAGAAGAAAAGUGACCUGGCUGUGUACUUAUGUGAAGAUGCCAAUCAGCUGUCACUUGAGGAACUCUUUGGAACCAUCAAGACUUUCCGAGAACUUUUCAUUAGGUCUCUGAAGGAAAACAAAAUGAGAAAGGAGCAGGCAGCCAAGGCUGAGAAGAGAAAGAAGCAGUUGGCAGAAGAAGAAUCUAAAAGACAGAAGGGAGAGAAUGGGAAAAUAAUCAAGAAAGGCCUGGUGUCACAGAACGAUGGGUGCAUCAUCGACCACCUCCUGGCGGAUAUUAGGAAAGGUUUCAGCCUCAGAAAGACCAGGCCAAGGUGCGAUUCGGAAAGCCUCCCUUCUAGUGAAAUUCGUAGGGAUACCUGCCCACCUGGAUCAAGUGUGAAGUCUGCAGACAAAGACGCAGCAGCUUCGGCACCAGAAAAUGCCACCAUUUCCGCUUCUGUCGAACCUCAGGCAGAAGGGCAUCAGGCCACCGGCGAAGUGAACGGCUUCAUCAGUCCAACAGAAGAGACUCCUUCAGCGCCGCAGAAUGCAGCACAAACAGCAGCUAUAACUCCCAAUAUACUCCCAGAAGGACCUGCCAUAACAACACAAUUACCCUCAGAAAGACCUGUGUCACUGCAGCAGGAGGAACACCCAACUAAUGGUACAGUUUCUGCCCAAGACAGGACCCAACCCAAGGCUCAGGUGGAUGGGGAACAUCAAAUAUCACUUCAGAGAAACGGCUUUUCGGUAGAUUCAUCCGAGACCAGUGUCCUCAGCCCUUCUUCCCUGUCAAAUUUUGACCUGAUGGAAGCUGUGUCAGAUGGAACUUCUAGCUUGGUUUCUGAGAAGUUGACGCCUGAGGAGCCAAUAGACAUAAGUGUAAAUGUUGAGCUGCAGAGAAACCCCAUAAUGGGUGUUGGCAUUAACGGCACAGAGAGUGGUGGAAGCAAUAAAAUGGGAGACAGUAAAGGUGAAACUAGUGAUAAUAUAAGCCAUUUAACAAAAACUGAAGGACAAGAUCGGGGUCAAGAUGAGCAGAAAUGCUUGAUGACGAGAAUGUCCGGCCAAGAUGAGGCGGGGAGUUCCAAACGUAUUGACCCUAAAAGUAAUGAGACUAUACUCAGUGAAGCCAUCCAGGCAUGUGACGUCCCAGAUGGACAGGAUGAUAUGCCAUCUGUGUCUGAAGCCGUGCCUCCAUCUCUUAAGCCUGAACCAAAGAAACAGAAGAACCUCUUUAAACGACACAAAAAGAAGAGUACUCAAGGUAAUCUAUCCAUUCACUUAAAUAAAGAUCACGUUUGGAAUGCUAGUAGUCUCUUGAUGUCUCUUAAAAGGAAAUCCCUAUUUAUUUUUGCUUUUAUUGCAUUUCACCUUUUUCUAUUUUAUGUAUGGCCUUUUGUAGUAGAUGUUUUUUAAGUAUUUAUAUUCAUGUGGAAUUAAAAUGCAGAUUAUGGAUGAAAUGUGCAGCCAUUGAUUUAGUAAUGAAUGGAUAUCUGUUGCACAAAUCUUAAACUAUGAUCAGUUUGUUUGAAUGCUCUGUUUUCCAUUCUGACUCUCUAAAACACAAGGUAACAGUGGAAAAGGACACACUAAACAUAAAAAAGGCUGUGUAUUGCAGUGAGGUAGGUCAAUCGGUGGGAUGGCAAACUGUAAGCAGGAACAUCAUCCUAAUAAAUCACCGUCGAAGCUUUGUUCCAAAUAACACUCCAUUUGUUGGUCUAACUGGGCUCUGGAUUUCAUUUGUCUGUGUUGUCCAGCUUUUAACACUUAACGCGCUCUCUGACACUUUCCAGUAUUUAUCACACCAAAUCUCAGCUGCAUUCGGCCCAAUGCAUAAAUGUCUUGAAAUUAUUCUAAGGGGAACUUUUCAAGGUACAAUAAUCUCCUAUAAUCAUCUCUAUUUAAGGGUUAAGUAAUCUAACAUCAGUUUUCUGACUUUAAACAGCCGUGCAGUUUGUGAACGUCAUCAUGAAGUCAUCGUGGACUGAGUUGCCUCAUAAAAGCUGUCACUUUUGUGUCUCUCUCUUUCCAUGUUUGAUUGUCCAUUCCCCAAAUCUGGAUCUGGAACUGUUUUUAAUCCACUAACAGUCGUGUGUGCUUCAUGUAAACUGUGCUUUGUCUAAUCUUACUGUGAAAGAUGUGAUGUGAAUGCAUUAAAAUGAAUUUCUUUCUAAAAAACAACUUUAUUAAAGCCACUAUAGUGAUGCCUGAACAAUCGAUAUGAAACAAUUGUGAGUAAUUGUACUGCAAAGUAGCUAUUAUUUAAUAGUAAAUAUAUUUCAAAAGGUAUUUUGGUAUUUCUUUUAGACAUAAUUUGAUUCUGUCCAUUCAUUUUAGUCUCUGUUUCCCUAGGUGACUCCAGAAAAAGGAAAUCCAGAGGAAAAAGGAAAUGUUAAUAUUACACAGGAGUUGAAAACUGGAAGAACUACAGUAUAUUUUAUUUUGUGAGACCACAUGAAUAUUGACUUUUUCAAGAGGAUGCAGAAGUCUUUUGCAGUGAUCUAUUUUUCAAGACCAAGAAGGGAAACAUCUGGGAUCUUCAGGCACUGAUGAAAACUUGUCACUUUAUUUAAAUGAAUGUUUGUAGGGGUAGUUAUAUACACUAUUCCAGAAGAAAAAUUGAAUAUACUUUAUAUGUUUUGUAUCAUUGUUGUAAUAUGCAGUGAAGGUGUUUUUGGUUUUUUGCCCAAAGCUUUACAUUUGAGCACUUAUUGCAGGAAAGAUGCAGUGUUUGCAAUGUAUUUAAUUUCAGAAAAGCUGCUUGAAUUUUAUGUCUUAAUUUGUUAAAUAUAUAUUAUACAAAGGAAAUCUUGUAGAACACAAAGACAGCGCGUAAUGGAUUGUAUCUUUUAAUGUUAACCAUAUUUUAAUAAAAAUGAAUUUACUGUUCA
Sphaeramia orbicularis (orbiculate cardinalfish) is the source of this 5615-nucleotide messenger RNA. It is a transcript of the gene inf2, whose product is annotated as inverted formin 2. Gene Ontology annotation, molecular function: small GTPase binding; actin binding. Gene Ontology annotation, biological process: actin cytoskeleton organization. The transcript is spliced from 21 exons. Lineage: Eukaryota; Metazoa; Chordata; Actinopteri; Kurtiformes; Apogonidae. The record is from RefSeq and is a predicted model, not a curated record. Bases 220 to 4140 code for a protein of 1306 amino acids.